Molecule: messenger RNA, 1456 nt
Organism: Striga hermonthica
Lineage: Eukaryota; Viridiplantae; Streptophyta; Magnoliopsida; Lamiales; Orobanchaceae
Source: the annotation of a GenBank genome assembly
AGGCCCGAUACCAUGCAUGACGCGAUGGAAGUGGCACGACGACGGGAAGAUCACCUUGUCGCCACGCGAAGGGGACGGGCGGACGUGCGAUUCCCGGACACGCGUCGCACGGGACCGAACCCAGCCAAGGCCGGCGCACGGCCGAACGUUAACACUCGGCCAGCGGGGUCGAUAGUGAGGCGGCUGUCCCCCGAGGAGGUUAAACGUCGACGAGAGAGGGGCCUAUGUUUUAAGUGCCAGGAGAAGUUUACACCGGGUCAUCAGUGCAAGCAAGCUUUUGUGAUCGAAGUUGCUAAUCCCGAUGAGGAAGGAUCCGAGACCGAGGAGGAACCACCUCAGGAUAUCAUAGUUGAAGGGCCUGACGAAGAAGCAGAAAUCUCAAUGCACGCAAUGGCCGGGAUACGAGGUCCCCGGACGAUGCGAUUGCCAGCUUGGGUCAGGGAUCGAAAGGUGGUGGUACUAGUAGACAACGGGUCAUCACACAACUUCAUCAACGCCGAGUUGUCUCAAAAGCUGAAUUUACCAACCACGAAAAUUGAGCCAUUUGAGGUACGAGUGGCCAAUGGUGAAAGGUUGCAAUGCACUAAAUCCUUCCGGAAGGUGCCAAUCAGGUUCAGCGGAGUUACGGUGAAAGCUGAUCUCUAUGCCUUACCUCUGGUUGGGCCGGAUGUCGUCCUAGGAGUACAAUGGCUCGAGGGAUUAGGCAAGGUGACCACUGACUAUCGAACGGGAAUUAUGGAGUUCAACUCCGGCGAUCAGCAAGUCACACUCAGUUCAGGUAAUGAAAAAGAUACCAAAGAAGUAGGGCUCAAGAGCAUUGAGAAGGUCUGGCGGGGAGGAGGGCAAAUAUUUGCCGUACUCGUGGAAAAGACUGAGACGCACAAGGGUCAAGAAGAGCAACAACGGGGAGAUGUGCACGAGCUUCUCCAAGAAUUCGAGGGAGUACUGGGCGAGCCUAAAGGGCUACCACCGCACUGGGAGUUCGAUCAUCGCAUACCAUUGGUCAAUGAACAGCAUGCCAUACAUGUCCACCCUUAUAGGUACGCCCACUUUCAGAAAACCGAGAUCGAAUGGCAAGUUGUGGAGAUGCUAGAGUCAGGACUAAUCCAGCACUACAAAAGUCCGUUUUCUUCUCCUGUACUGUUAGCUAAAAAGAAAGACGGCACGUGGAGGUUCUGUACUGACUACCGAGCCCUAAACGCUGCAACCAUCAAGGAUCGGUUUCCUAUUCCAAGUGUUGAUGACAUGCUUGAUGAGUUAGCUGGGUCACGUUACUUCUCUAAGCUCGAUCUGAGAGCUGGUUACCAUCAGAUUCGACUCCACAAAGCCGACAUUCCAAAGACAGCUUUUCGUACACACCAGGGGCACUAUGAGUAUCUGGUUAUGCCAUUCGGAUUAUGCAACGCCCCAUUCACUUUCCAGUUCGCCAUGAAUUCUAUCUUCAAGGAAUAUCUGC